Messenger RNA from Lathyrus oleraceus (garden pea), 1838 nucleotides. Its product is annotated as AT-hook motif nuclear-localized protein 5. NCBI's taxonomy places the organism in Eukaryota, Viridiplantae, Streptophyta, Magnoliopsida, Fabales, Fabaceae. The record is from RefSeq and is a predicted model, not a curated record. The transcript is spliced from 5 exons. Gene Ontology annotation, molecular function: minor groove of adenine-thymine-rich DNA binding. The coding region runs from base 579 to 1577 and encodes 332 amino acids.
AUUCAAAAAGCUUAGUUCUUUUUUCUCUCUCUAAAAAACAAAAUUCAAUUUUUGUUUCUCUUCUCCACACCCAAGUGAAGUCAUACUCUACUCUUUCCCUCUUUUCCUUUUCCAUCAUAAUUACCCUCUGCACUCUUCUGUCAAAACCCUAAAUUUUCAAAUCCAUGCUUUUCUUUUCUUAAUGCGCUACACCUAUCACUUCACUACUUUUCUCUUUUUUCUCAUUCUCCUGCAUUUCCCUCUCUCAUGGCGUUUCAAUGUUGUUUCUGUUUCACCUAAAAAAACCCUUCCUUUUUACUCCUCUCAAAUUUAACAUUCAAAUCUCAUUUAUAUUUUUGAUUUUCUAGUUGAACAACAAAAAAAAAACAACCUUUUUUUGCAACAUUCACUUGACAAAAUCUAUUGAAUUGAACAUCUAGAGCUACUAGGUUUUAGAUCCCUUUUUGUCUUCUCUGCGUAUUGUUAAAAAUCCAGUCUUUUCAUAACUAUCUAAUGUUUUGUAUACGAAUUCUUAGUUGAAGAGGAAAAAUUAGUCUAUCUAUCACAAUUUAGAAUUUUUUUUUAGUCUUAGUUAAUGCAUGGAUGAAAGAGAAGCUAUGGCAUUCUCUGAUGGGUCUGGUUCAUAUUAUAUGCAUAGAGGAGGAGGGGUUGGUGGAGUGUUCCAACAAACUCCUUCUGGGUUUAGAGCUUUGCCUAGUAAUGCUCAUGGUGGUUCUGAUGGUUCUACAUAUUCAGUGGAGCCUCAGCAUGAUAGUUUUAGUCGCGGUGGUGUUAGUAACAGCAUAGGUUCAUCUCCUGGUGCUUUAGUGCCUUAUUCAGGAGAGCAGUCUGUGAAAAAGAAAAGAGGGAGACCUAGGAAGUAUGGUCCUGAUGUACCUGUUUCUUUGAGACUCUCUUCUCCUAUGCCGGCCACUGACAAUUCCACAUCUCCUUCGGAGAAACGGCCGAGAGGACGUCCACGCGGAAGUGGAAGGAAACAACAACUAGCUGCUCUAGGCGAAUGGAUGAACAACUCUGCCGGCCAGGCUUUUUCACCACAUGUUAUCACCAUUGGAGUUCAGGAGGACAUUGUAGCAAAGUUACUGGCAUUUUCACAACACAGACAACGUGCUUUAUGCAUCAUGUCGGGAACCGGGACUGUAUCUUCAGUCACUCUGCGCCAGCCUGCUUCUACGACUAUCAGCGUUGCAUUUGAGGGGCGAUUCCAAAUAUUAUGCUUAUCUGGCUCUUACUUGGUUGCUGAAGACGGUGGACCUCAAAAUAGAACUGGUGGCAUUAGUGUUUCCCUUUCUAGUCCGGACGGUCAUGUUAUUGGCGGCGGUGUUGCGAGGCUUGUUGCUGCAAGCCCUGUCCAGGUGGUUGUUUGCAGUUUCGUAUACGGCGGCUCUAAGGCGAAGACAACAAAGCAAGGGGAUGGGUCUGAGCCUCAGAGUAGUGACCAGUUAGCUUCUCCAGGAAGUGAACCAUCUAAUCAAAACUAUACAGCUUCUGGAACAGGAACAAUGUGGCUUGGAUCGAGGCCAGGUGAUGUGAAAAGUGAACAUCCACACACUGGUAUUGACUUGAUGCAUGGGUGAAAGUUAUUCCGGAAGAAGAUGUAUGUUGUAAUUAUAUUUAUCUGUUGUUGUAAAUGUACUUAAUUUGUGAGCAUGUGUCACAAGUUAGCACUAACUUAUGUUGUAACAAAUGAAACAGUUUAGGGUAAGUAACAAUCUUGACUUGUGCAGAGAAAAGAAAGUUUAGGUGAAAUAGAGGCCAGUUCUUUCUUAUCUUUACCUCAUUGUUUAUUUAUCAAACUAAUCUUUGGUUUCAUUCUAUCCAUUAGAGCUCUUAUUCAA